Molecule: messenger RNA, 1802 nt
Organism: Setaria italica (foxtail millet)
Lineage: Eukaryota; Viridiplantae; Streptophyta; Magnoliopsida; Poales; Poaceae
Exons: 1
Coding region: 439-1617 (392 amino acids)
Biological process (GO): regulation of DNA-templated transcription; chloroplast organization
Cellular component (GO): chloroplast
Molecular function (GO): double-stranded DNA binding
Source: RefSeq, a predicted model, not a curated record
GUGAAGGCCCAUGGCCUAGAUCAGUGGCCCACAUUGCACUUUGUGGGUGCGCUGGUCUACCAUCUCCCCAAGUGGGAGAGUGGACGUCAUAAUUUGUGGUAGAGGGGGUACGCGUUCGCGCGGCCCCCGCCAAUCUUAAGGAUUUAAAUUUUGGUCCCUGAACGUCAUGCUACGUAUUGAUUUUUCCCUUGGUUCAAUAGAUUUUCAGUGUAAUAAUUGUAUUCAGUCGUUCUGUAGGGAGGCCCUCGUUUUGGAGAAUUAUAUUGGGCCUAAGUUCCACCCCUCUCUUCCUUGGCCCAACGAGCGUUGGACGGACGGUUGUUGGUAGUUGUUACCGCCGGGCUUGCAGUCUCGCGGCGCAUCGCUCAGCCAGUGAGCGUUCCUAUCCGAUUCCCAUCCGCCGGUUCAUCUCGAGGCCGUCACGCCGGUGUUGCCGCGAUGCUCCUCCUCCCGAGGCAUCCAGUCCUCUCCUCGCCGGCGCUGCCAUCCUCCCCCUCCCCAUCUCCAUCCCGCUUCCGCCCCCUCCCCUGCACCAACGCGUCCACCUCUGCUUCCACCGCCGCACCUGCAGGCGCCUUCUCGGUGGAGGACUACCUCGUGACCAGGUGCAACCUCUACCCCAACGUGGCCGCCCGCGUGGCGCCGGAGCUCUCCGCCAUCAAGUCGCCCUCCAACCCCGACGCCGUACUGGCCUUCCUCGCCUCCGCGCUGGAGCUCUCCCCUCCGCUCGUCGCCGUCGCCGUGGCGCGCGACCCGGCGGUACUCACCUGCAGCGUGCCGAGGACGCUCGCCCCGCGCGCGGCCGAGCUCCGCGCGCUCGGCUUCACCACGUUCCAGAUGGGCCUCCUCAUCGCGCGCUGCGGCGCGGCCGCGUUCCGUUCGCCCGACCUCGUCCCCAGGGUCCAGUUCUGGCUCCCGUACCUCCGCGGCCGCGUCGACAAGCUCGUCGCCGCGCUCAAGGGCAACCCGGGCCUCCUCGCCGCGGACCUCCGGACGGUCAGGCACACCGUCGCGCUGCUCCAGGAGGAAGGCACCCUCACCGACGACGACGUCGGCUGGUUCGCCAUCUCCUACUGCUCCAAGCUGCUCACCGCGAGCCCCGACGAGGUCGACGCCGUCCUGGCCCGCGCCGACGGGUUCGGCGUGCUGCGCAGGACGCGGGCGUUCAAGGACGCGAUCAUCGCGGCGUUCAGCGCGACGCCGGAGCGGCUCGCCUGGAAGGCGGCGUUCUUCAGGGACGAGCUCGGGUGGACGGAGGCGCAGGUGAAGACGGCGGCGGCGAAGAUGCCGACGCUGAUGACGGUCUCCGCGGAGCGGCUGCGGAGGAACUGGGAGUUCCUGAACACGGAGGUGGGCAUGGACGCGGAGCGCGUCGCCAGCUUCCCGGCGCUGCUCAGGUACGACCUGGAGGGGCGGCUCGUGCCGCGGUUCCGGGUGAUGAGGGUGUUGCAGGCGCGGCGGCUGUGGCGCGGCAGGGAUUUCAACAACAUCGCCGCCAUCACGGAGGAGGACUUCGUGGCCAAGUUCAUCAGGCCGUUCCUGGUCAACGUCCCGGACCUGGCCAAGGUUUACGAGGCCGCCAUUGUCAAGAAGGAAGCAGUGAAGCACAGUAGUUGAUGGUGGCCGUUCCUGCUAGACAACUGGAGAGCUGUAAAUCCCUGUGGAUUUCGCAAGAUUUUCCGGCCGGUGUAUGUAACUCCGAUGUAGAGUACAAGUACAGUUCUGAUGAAAAUGAAACGUUUCAUAUGGCUUUGAUGUAAAGAUUAGAUACUACUGGAAUGAAAUUGCUGAUCUGUGUUAAA